Molecule: messenger RNA, 1801 nt
Organism: Nannospalax galili (Upper Galilee mountains blind mole rat)
Lineage: Eukaryota; Metazoa; Chordata; Mammalia; Rodentia; Spalacidae
Gene: Rps6kb2
Product: ribosomal protein S6 kinase B2
Exons: 15
Coding region: 139-1596 (485 amino acids)
Biological process (GO): protein phosphorylation; signal transduction
Molecular function (GO): ATP binding; protein serine/threonine kinase activity
Source: RefSeq, a predicted model, not a curated record
AGGGCGAAGUUACUUUACGUCAUUGGCGCUCGCUCGGGACUGGAGUCGCGGAGUGAUCACGUAAGGUCCAAAACUUGGGACUGUCAGUCAGAGCUCCGCCAGGUCCCCGGCGAGGGGCCCGCGGGGGCCGGCUGGGCUAUGGCGGCCGUGUUUGAUCUAGACCUGGAGACCGAGGAAGGCAGCGAGGCGGAGGGCGAGCCAGAGUUCAGCCCUGCGGACGUGUGUCCCCUCGCCGAGUUGAGGACUGCUGGUUUGGAGCCUAUGGGACACUAUGAGGAGGUGGAGCUGACAGAGAGCAGCGUGAACCUGGGUCCUGAGCGCAUUGGGCCCCACUGCUUUGAACUCCUGAGUGUGCUUGGCAAGGGGGGCUAUGGCAAGGUGUUCCAGGUGCGAAAGGUGCAAGGCACCAACUUGGGCAGAAUAUAUGCCAUGAAAGUUCUGAGGAAGGCCAAGAUUGUGCGCAAUGCCAAGGACACAGCACACACCCGGGCUGAGCGGAACAUUCUAGAAUCUGUGAAGCAUCCCUUCAUUGUAGAACUGGCCUAUGCUUUCCAGACAGGUGGCAAACUCUACCUCAUCCUGGAGUGCCUCAGUGGUGGCGAACUCUUCACGCAUCUGGAGCGAGAAGGCAUCUUCCUGGAAGACACAGCCUGCUUCUACCUGGGCGAGAUCACACUGGCCCUGGGCCAUCUCCAUUCCCAAGGCAUCAUCUACAGGGACCUCAAGCCAGAGAACAUCAUGCUCAACAGCCAGGGCCAUAUCAAACUGACAGACUUUGGACUCUGCAAAGAGUCCAUCCAUGAAGGCGCUGUCACUCACACCUUCUGUGGCACUAUUGAGUACAUGGCCCCUGAGAUUCUGGUGCACAGUGGCCACAACCGGGCAGUGGACUGGUGGAGCCUGGGGGCCCUGAUGUACGACAUGCUCACUGGAUCGCCGCCCUUCACCGCAGAGAAUCGGAAGAAAACCAUGGAUAAGAUCAUCAAAGGAAAGCUGGUGCUGCCCCCCUACCUCACCCCAGAUGCCCGGGACCUUGCCAAAAAGUUUCUGAAGCGGAAUCCCAUCCAGCGGAUUGGGGGUGGUCCAGGAGAUGCUGCUGAGGUACAGAAGCACCCCUUUUUCCGGCACAUCAACUGGGAUGACCUCCUGGCCCGCCGCGUGGACCCUCCCUUCAGGCCAAGCCUGCAGUCAGAAGAGGACGUGAGCCAGUUUGACGCCCGCUUCACACGGCAGACUCCAGUGGACAGUCCAGAUGACACAGCCCUCAGUGAGAGUGCCAACCAAGCCUUCCUGGGCUUCACAUAUGUGGCACCCUCUGUCCUGGACAGCAUCAAGGAGGGUUUCUCCUUCCAGCCUAAGCUGCGCUCACCCAGGCGUCUCAACAGCAGUCCCCGCACCCCUAUCAGCCCCCUCAAGUUCUCUCCCUUUGAGGGGUUCCGGCCCAGCCCUGGCCCACCAGAGCCCAUGGAGCCACCUCUACCUCCACUUCUGCCGCCACCAUCACCACCACCACCCACAAGCACUGCCCCCCUUCCCAUCCGUCCCCCCUCAGGGAUCAAGAAAUCCAAGAAGAGCCGAGGACGCCCAGGCCGCUAGGAGGAUGUGGGGAGGAGGGCAGCACCCAGGACCCUCUCCCUAUAGGCUGUGAGAACCCCCUCUGCGGGGGUGGGUGGGUGGCUGAGUCCCAGAAUCAUGGAGGAUUGCAGGCUGCAAGUAUGGCAGGCAUUCCCAAUGCCCACCCCAUCAGGAGAGGCUCAGCCUUCAGCUUGUACCCCUGCAGAAUUAAAGAACUGAGUCUCGA